Molecule: messenger RNA, 2725 nt
Organism: Rotaria sordida
Lineage: Eukaryota; Metazoa; Rotifera; Eurotatoria; Philodinida; Philodinidae
Source: the annotation of a GenBank genome assembly
AUGAUAGUUUGCGUGAAAUGUCAAACGUGUCAAGGAGUGUCUCAGUAUGGUGAAUGUUCGACGAAUAGUGCAUGUGGUUGUUUUCAUACGAAAGCUGCUGAAGGCAGUGGUAUUUGUGCUUUUCUGUGGUUAACUUGUUCUCAACUUAUCUCGUGUGAACCUUUAAAUAAUGUUUGUUAUCAGCCUGGUCAUGUCUGUGUUCAUCAUUCUCGAUGUUUUGAUCAUCCAAUUUGUUAUCCAUUGUCAAUGACUGAACCAAUCUGUCCACCAAUUCCAUCUUUACCGUUGAGACCUGGUGAUGACAUUUGUGCAAACGCAACUUGGGCUAAAAAUGCUACUACGAUAGCUGGUGGCAAUGGUCAAGGAUCUCAACUCAAUCAGUUCGAUCGUCCACAUGGACUUUUUCUUGAUGACAAUCAAAAUCUCUAUGUUGCAGAUAGUGUUAAUGACCGAAUAGUUAAAUGGGGUCGUAACGUUUCAAGUGGUCAGCUAGUCGCAGGUGGAAAUGGAAGAGGAAACGAUAGCAAUCAACUAAAUUUUCCACUGGAUGUUAGUGUCGAUCCAAAUGGAACAAUGUACAUUAGUGACAGAGGUAAUGAGCGUGUUCAGCGAUGGUCUCUCGGUGCUCGAAAUGGACAAACAAUUAUAGAUGAUAUAUUUGUCUUCGGUAUAGUACAAGAUGAUCAAGGUUCACUGUAUACGUCUGAUCUGCGAAAAAAUGAAGUGAAGAAAUGGCGAAUCGGCGAGAUGAUUGGACAGUCGAUCACUUCAGAAGUUCAAUUUCCGGGCUUACUAUUCGCUGAUCGAUAUCGAUCGAUCUAUAUAUCCGAUGUGUUCAACGAUCGAGUGAUAAAAGUAGAUGACCAAACAACACAAAUCUCGGUUGUUGCUGGUGGAUCUAGAGGCGAUGGUGCAAAUCAAUUCUAUUUUCCAAGUGGUGUUGCUGUCGAUGGGCUAGGCACUGUCUAUGUGGCUGACUCGUAUAAUAACCGAGUAAUGCGAUGGCCACAUGGUGCUACAUUUGGCACUGUUAUCGCUGGUGGUCGUGGUCAAGGUUCUCGAUCUGAUCAACUCGAUAAUCCUAUUGGUAUUUUAUUUGAUCUUGACGGAAAUCUAUAUGUUGUUGAUCAGAAUAACAAUCGGGUGCAAAAAUUUGACAUUGAUAAUAAUUCGUGCUGAGACAACGAAGUCAAUUAGUCUUUCCUAUACUCAAUUGUUUCUUAUUUCGUCAGAACAAAGACAGUCGAAAAUGAAAUCAUAUUGAGCUUCAUAGAAAAGAGCCAUCGAAAAGUGUCCACUAUGAUGUCUCUUAUUUCUCAACCUGAUUGUCUUAAUUGUAAACCAAUUUACAAUAAAAUGGCACAUUUAUGUUCUACGCAACUGAAAAAGGUGUAAGGACGAGUUGAUUUGAGAACCUUUCCCAAAAUGAAGAAAGAUUUGAACAUCUGCCAUCUUCAGUCAACCUACAUAGGAACGCAGAAUCAAAUUCUAUCGCAUGCUCCACUAUAUAAUAUUCGUACAUCAAUGAGCACCAUCAGAGCCAUACUUAUAAUCAUUCAAUGCCCUGGACAAGAGAAAAACGUUUAUCCUAGAAAGGGGAUCGACCCCACAUCCCCUCCAAUUUCGUGCUACAGUUAUAUAUGUCAACGAACCCAUCAAGGAUACAUGUCUAAGUCUCUUUUGUAAGUAUUUUGUUUCAACCUUCCCAUUUUUUCCUUCAAAAUUAUUUUCUUCUCAAGUGAUUCUGCCAUAAGUUCUAAUGCAUCAUCUAGUGUUUUGCCUCCUUUUCGUUCUUCAAGUCUAUCUUUUCCCAAUGGUACUUCUUCAGCAACAAAUCAAUAAGUUUCAGCUGCUCCUCCAAACAUUUUUGAUGAUACAUCCACAUGUUCCAAUGUCUUGGCAACUUCUUCCAUUCCACAUAUAAAUCGUGCUGCUUUCGGUGGCAGAUCUCGGAUUAUUUUGUUAAUGUCUUCAUAUAUAUGUAGUUGACUUGGUUUAAGUUAGUCAAAAAAUAUUUUAUCAAGUCCAAAUAAUCGAGUCGUUACACAUCCUUGAAUAGCAAGAGCUAUUGCACCUUUAGUGACUUAUGAAUGGCACAUUUUCAGCAUUUCUAAUUCCUUCACAUCAUUUAGGAGAAAAUCAAUACAAAUGCCUCUGUUGAUUCAUUCUACUUGUUGUUAUUAUGUAUCUGUUACAAGGAAUCUUGUUUGCUGCUCAAUUAUUCAACAUUUAUCAACCGUAAAAUAUGGACAAAAAUUGAUUGAGAAACGGGAUGUUGCAUUGAACAAUCAAUAAAUUUUGCUACGAUUCUUCCAGUAAACAUUUGACUGAUGUCACCAGAAUGUGAGUGUGGGUAUGGGUGCCGGUGUGGGGUGGGUGUGAGUUUGUUCUUCAGCGAGAUUCACACCCACGCCCACAUUCACACCCACACUCACACCCACACCCACACCCACAUUCACACCCACACUCACACCUGCACCCACUCCCACAUCCACACCCACAUUCACACCUGCACCCACACUCACACCCACACUCACCCACACUCACACCCACACCCUGAAUAAUAUUUAUAUAGAAAUGAUAAAGAGAUCCUCGAUCAAAAGUGUUGUUUCUAACGCACAUUUAUCAUUGUUAUCACCAAAUUUACGUCAAUCUCGAUCAAUUUAAGGAAAGCUCAAAUUAACAUUCGAACACAUUCAACAAUGUUCAUUAAUAGUAACAAGUU